Molecule: messenger RNA, 1809 nt
Organism: Thamnophis sirtalis
Lineage: Eukaryota; Metazoa; Chordata; Lepidosauria; Squamata; Natricidae
Source: RefSeq, a predicted model, not a curated record
AGCCGCCGCCGCCUGCCGGCUCCGACGCGUGCCGAGCAGCUGCAGAAAAGGCCGCGCUUUGCAAGCUUCCAUGUGUGCCCGGGCCGGAUCGGCGCAGGCAGCUUUGGUUGGGGAUGAAGAAGUAGCAAGAAGAAGCUCCAUCUCUGCCAUACCAGGAAUCUUAAGGACAAAAGAAGUGAGUCUGACGGCGCUUAUGGAAGAUUUCCUUGGACUCCAAGACUCCUGGAACUGAGGAAAUACCUGCAGAUCUCCAAAACUAGUUGAUCAGGUGGCGGAUUUUGUUCCAAGCUCCUUUGGGUCAUCAUGACUGGGAAAAUGGCCUCUAGCCUGACUUAUGCCGGAGUGAUCUGGGCCUUGUUUUCCUUCCUUUGCGCUGGAGCCUCCUGUGUGGGUUUCUUCAUGCCUUAUUGGCUGCUGGGUUCUCAGCUGGAGAAACCAGUCUCUUUUGGCACUUUCCGGAGAUGUUCCUAUCCUGUUCGAGAUGAGAGCCGCCAGAUGACAGUCAUGGUAGAGCAGUGUGGACGUUACGCAUCCUUCCAGGCCAUUCCAAGUGUGGAGUGGCAGAUCUGCACAGUGGUGACCGGUUUGGGCAGCGGCCUCCUUCUUCUAGUGGCCCUCACUGCGCUCAUGGGAUGCUGUGUAUAUGAGCUGAUCUCCAGAACUGUGGGCAGGGUGGCUGGAGGCAUCCAAUUCUUGGGGGGUUUGUUGAUUGGUUCUGGGUGUGCUCUCUAUCCUCUGGGCUGGGACAGUGAAGAAGUCAGACAAGCCUGUGGCAAUCUUUCCGACCAGUUUGAACUAGGUGAGUAAUCCUAACCUCAUGGAAAAUGGCCUUAAAUGAAAUAGAUUCACAAAACAAAACCAGAAAGAGAAAAACACACAUGAAUGAAAGAAGUUAAGAAAGAAUCUUCUAUUCUUUAAGAAAUGGAACAGCUGUAAAGCAACUUCAGAGACUCAUGCCUAUGUGCUAGUUUAACUGUGGUUUGGACUUGGCUGGAUUUGCAUAACAUGCUAAGAUAUAAAUCAUCUAUAAACUGCAAUUAUUGGGUAUGCUUAAAUUGUAAAGCAAUGAUAAUAAUAUAAUUAUAGACAAAAUUUACAUCUUUUGAUUGCAAAGAGGCCACACAGCUUGGAUCUACACAUAUACUAUGCUGAUUCAUCCUGAUCCAAACUCAAUGCGUAUGAAGGUCAGCACCAGCUACAGAGCUGGCAAUUGUGAUUUCACAUUGUUGUGUAUAUAAUUUUUAAAAACCCAUUAUGGUUUUUAGACUGUAGCGUGAACUGCAUCCUUAAGUAUCUUUUCUUCCCUGAUUUUUGCCUGCUCUAUUACUUUAAAUCUUGUGAGUCCUCUAUUCCGUAAAGUUAAACUCAUUUUGAAACCGUCAUCCUGAAUUGAAUGGGGAGGAUCCUACAUACAGAAAUCAAAAAGGAUGGGGUCUCCCCCCACCCAUCAUACUGCAGUAGAGGGAGAAAUGCCCUUGUUUUCAGAGAUAUUUCCUGAUUCCUGAAGAUAUACCCAAGUGCAAGCUAAACUAGGUUUAGGGGUGGAUAUCUGGACACAUUUUUGAAUCUAAAAGGAGUUUUUAAAUCCCUAAAAAACCCUCUGAUACAUGCCUGUUUUUAUACAAACCUCCCCCACCCAAAAAAACCCUAGGCAUUUGAUCUGUGCAGGCAUCUCUUGAAGGUAAGAAAACUUCAGGCCUUUGCCUAUUUUCAUACCAAGGAGUUACGUGUUUACAAACUUGGUGGGUGAGGAACAAAUGAAUAUGGCCUAUGAAUACAUCUGUUUUCCUUCAAUUAUUGAAUACAGGA